CACAUCAUCGGUAGUAUAUAUAGUACAUCACGCUAGCCAGCAGUAAGAAAUAAUGGCGCCUCCGAGCCCGGCAGGGAUGGGUGGGCCGGUGUGGAUGAGGUACACGCCUCACGCUCUGAUGGUCCUGGCGCAGCUCUUCUUCACGCUCCUCUACUUCAUCACCGAGGCUGCGUUCAACCGGGGGCUCAACCCCUACGUCUAUGUCACCUACCGCCACCUCCUUGUCGCUGGUGUCCUGUGGCCGUUCGCCUACUUCUACGAGAAGAAGUUGAGGCCCAAGAUGACACUCAUGCUGUUUCUGGAGAUAUUUGUACUGUCACUUCUGGGGGGAAGCUUAACGCUGAACAUGUUCUUCUCGAGCCUGAAGUACACGUCUCCAACUUUUGUCGCCUCCAUGGUUAACGCCGUCGCUUCAAUCACGUUUAUCAUCGCCAUCAUCCUCGGGAUGGAGAUCGUACACGUCAGGAGCCUGCGAGGGCUCUCGAAAAUUGCAGGUGCCAUGGUGUCGUUCGCCGGGGUGACCACCAUAAGCCUGUACAAAGGAGCGGCGGUGAAGAGCCUCUGGAAGGCGCCUAUUCAGAUACACGGCAGCAGCGGCGUCGCGGUGGCGCACGAGAGCUGGGUGAAAGGAUCACUCCUUGCGGUGGCCAGCUGCAUAUGCUGGUCACUCUGCUUCAUCUUGCAGGCGUCGUCUAUAAAGAGGUACCCGGCCAAGCUGUCGCUGACGGCAUGGAUGUCGAUGGUUGGAGGGAUGCAGUCGGCGGUUUUCGCGGCGUUUAUGCAGCGCAACCUGGACGAUUGGCUCAUAGGCUUCGGCGUCAAGUUCUGGUGCAUCGUGUACACGGGAAUCGCCUGCAAUGGCUUGACGGUUAUCAUUCAGCUGUGGUGCAACAAGAAGAAAGGCCCCGUGUUUGUUACCAUGUUCAACCCCCUCUUGACGGUCAUGGUGACCACCCUGGCCUACUUCAUCUUUGGUGAAAAUCUGUACGUCGGGAGCAUAAUUGGAGGGGUCCUUGUGAUUCUGGGGCUUUACAUGCUGCUAUGGGGCAAGGACAGAGAUCAACAACAACGCAAAGACACCAAAGAGCAGGACUCAGAGUUGGACUGCGAGAGGCAGGCGACGGCGGAACUAAGCGAAGUUUCUGCCGCACGGGACGACAAAGCGCCAAAGACGAAGAAGUGAUCAAAAAGGAUUCAGAAGUAGUGAAAGCCUAAGCCACGUACAAAUUUUUAGUUCAGUUUCUAAUGCACAAAUUUUCUCUGGUAAACUCUCACCUUUACAAUAAAACAAGACAACGAGUAAAGAAAACAUUUGUCAAAACAGGAUCCAGGGGGUACGCAAAUUCAGUAGCAUGCAUGUGAAGUUCAGUGGUGAGGUGGUGCA
Panicum virgatum (switchgrass) is the source of this 1384-nucleotide messenger RNA. Its product is annotated as WAT1-related protein At1g43650-like. Bases 53 to 1183 code for a protein of 376 amino acids. Gene Ontology annotation, cellular component: plasma membrane. The record is from RefSeq and is a predicted model, not a curated record. Lineage: Eukaryota; Viridiplantae; Streptophyta; Magnoliopsida; Poales; Poaceae. Gene Ontology annotation, molecular function: transmembrane transporter activity. The transcript is spliced from 6 exons.